Hydra vulgaris (swiftwater hydra) is the source of this 1824-nucleotide messenger RNA. Its product is annotated as zinc finger MYM-type protein 1-like. Lineage: Eukaryota; Metazoa; Cnidaria; Hydrozoa; Anthoathecata; Hydridae. The record is from RefSeq and is a predicted model, not a curated record.
AUGAAGUCACAACUCUCAAAUGUUGAAGUAGAGCCAGUGCCAAUUGAGGAAGAUGAAUUGUUAAAUAGGAAAGUUAUGAGUGCUGAUGUGAAAGAGAAUGUAAUAGACGAAAAUGAAAAUAUUCUUCCAAAGACAUCAACUGCAAGGCUAGAAGAAUUACAAGACAAGGCAGAUGAUGUCCAACUAGUUCCAUUAAAUAACUAUGAUAUUGGUUUAAUUAAGGAAUUAUUUUGCACUGCUGAACAAAUAGAAAAAUUUGUUCAUCAUGGACCCAUUGUUCACCCAACAAAAUUUCCAAAAGAUGCAUUGCCUAAAUCAUUUCCGCGCACGUUAUUUCACAUUGCCAUGCCAAAUGGCGAAAAAAUUCCACGAGAUUGGCUAACGUGGAGUGAGACGAAGAAUGCCCUUUACUGUUUUCCCUGCCGACUUUUCUCUAAAAUGCCAGAAACCCAUCGAUCGGCAUUAUCUCUGCCAACAGGAUAUUCCAAGCCCAAGGACAAUAAAUGGAAGAAACUUUAUAAAAAAAUUCCUCAUCAUCAAUCCAGCAGUGGGCAUAAGAUGUGUUAUGUAGAAUGGAGACGAUUAGAAGAAAAUCUCAGAGAUAAUACAACUAUCAAUUUUCUACUAAAUGAUAAUAUAAAGACAGAAGUGGAAAGAUGGAAGCAAAUACUUCGUAGAGUAUUAGAUGUUAUCUUGUUUUUAGGUGAAAGAGGUCUUGCAUUUAGAGGCGAUAGUCAUCUAAUUGGUGACCCCAAAAAUGGGAAUUUUUUGGGAAUUAUGGAACUCAUUGGUCAUUACGAUUCCAUUCUACAUGAUCAUCUCGAAAAAGUAAAAGCUUCUCAACAGAGCCAUAAGGGAAUGCAAGCACAUUAUUUGUCAAAUGAUAUCCAGAAUGAGUUUAUUCAGUGCUGUGCAGAUAAAGUCACAGAUGUGAUAUUAGAUGAGAGGGAGAAGUGCAAAUAUUUUUCAAUGAUUGUGGAUGCAACGCCUGAUACAGCUCAUAUUGAGCAAAAUGUUUUUAUUUUAAGAUACGUCUUACAGGACAAAUUGACAGGAAAAUAUGAGAAACAUAAAAUACCACUGAUGUGCUGUCGUGGACAAGGAUACGACAAUGGGAGUAAUAUGAAAGGUUCAGUCAAGGGAGCACAGGCUCGAAUUCUUCAACAUUAUCCACUUGCCACUUACUCUCCCUGUGCUUGUCAUAAAAAUCGUGCUGAUCUAAAUGGGUUUAUUUCAUAUAUGGAAUCGUUUGAAUGCAUUCUGAUGUCCGCUAUAUGGUUCAAAGUACUUACUGCUAUCAAUUACACCAAUCUUGUUUUGCUAGCACGGAAUGCUACAUUGGAUGUAGAAGUGACCAAGAUCAAACGACUAAUUGAUGAAUUAAAAACUCUUCGAGAUAAAUGGGAUUCUAUUAUGGUGGAGAGGAAUAUCAGUAGACGAUAUGAAGCUGCAUAUGAAAUUGACGAAACUUUUAACUUUCUCUGGAAGUAUAAUCAUUACGAAGAGGAAGAAAUUCGCCGAAGGAGUAAGGAUUUUGUGAAUAAAUACAAGGAUGAUGUUUCCAUGGAGCUGAUUGAUGAGCUUUUGCAUUUGAAAUUUAUCCAUGAUGUUAACAUCAAAAAUGAUUUGGACCCCUUUCUUCUUCUCAAUAAAAUCAACGACCUGAAACUUAUAUGUCUUUUCCCCAACAUUUGUAUUGGCCUGAGAAUUUUUUGUACAUUACCAGUUACGGUAGCACAAGCUGAACGGUCUUUUAGCAGACUGGUGCUUAUAAAAAAUGAUCUAAGAUCAACAAUGACGCAAGGUAGAGUUUCUGGCUUUUAG